GCGAAAGUGGGGCCCAAGGGUCAGAGACAACAUCGGUGCACCCGCAAGGACUUCCCGAUAGCCACAUUUGGGAUAAAUCUUCAGUGCACGUCCGCCUCAGUGACUCCAGUGAACCACCCACACUCCUGGAAAAAUGUGACCAGGAUAUCUGCCCGAUCAGUGCAACAUAGGCAGCGCCUAAAGGCAUUUGAAGGUGCCUGACUAUAAUGAAUCGAUGGGAUAAGAACACUUAAAGCUCCAAAGAUCCCGUAAUUGCUUUUCACCAACACUCUCGUCGACAAACAAGAGAAGGCAAUUGAAAUUGUGAUAGAAGUAUGGCGAAUCCUCGUGAGACAAUAACGCUGUUGCAAGAGAGUGAGAUGUCGUCACCGGUGGUGAAUGGCUCCGGCACGUCGAGCAGUUGUAGCAGCAAUUCCGUAAGCAGUGUCCAGUCGUCAGUGAUGUUUGCUGCGCCGUCGGCUCCGGUCACGCCCUGUGACACCGCCGCGAGCCCCAUGAGACUCAUCGAGCGUUUCCCGGAGCGCCAGGAACCGGAGCUGCUGUGCUGGGCAGACAUGCCACAGCAUCUGCAGUUCAAUCCCUACGUCCUCACCGGCUAUCGACCGCUCCAGACCGUCAGGGGUUGCAUGUACAGCCUCUUUUACUGGCACAACGAGACCAUUAACAUCCUAACACACGGAAUUCCAAUUGUGUACAUCCUGGCAAUAGUUCCGGCUCUGAUGCCCUGGGAAAAUGAUUUUCGCUUUCUCUCCUGGUGCCACAUUAUUGGAGCCGUUUGCCCGUGGAUCGGGAGCUUUGUCUACCAUUUGUUCAUGAAUCUGGAGAAUGGUGAGUGCAUAUACUACAAAUUGCUCCAAUUGGAUAUGUUGGGCAUCUGGAUCAGCCAGAGCUUCGGCGCUCUGCCCAUGGUGACGGCGACAGUAUUCUGCCUGGGAUGGAAGCUAAAGUGGUCGUUAAUGUUGGCUUAUUGUAUGCUGAGCCUCUGGGGACUGUACAAGGCCUUGACCGCCCUCUCGCCGUGGGAGAGACGCCUAUGCUUCUUGCUACCCUUCAUGAUGAGGGUGCUCCUGACAAUGCUGCGCACCCUGAAGUUGGCUGGCGGAAAUCCGGCCGCUCUCACCCAUGUCUUUCUGCAGGACGCUGUCUCUGCUCUCGGCGGAAUGAUUGGGGCACUUCAUAUUCCUGAGAAGUGGUUUCCCGGCAGUGUUGAUCUCUACCUGAACUCCCACAACAUAAUGCAUGUUCUCGUAGUUCUGGCCGUGUACUCAAUGCACCAGGCCACCGUCUCGGAUCUGGAUUGGAUGUCGAAGACAAAGUGUUCAGAUAAUGGAACAGAUGCCAGUAUUAGUCCGCUCCUCAACGAACAGCCGCACAUGGACUUGUGACGGGUUAUUAGGAAACUUGUGGAUGAAUAUCGCAAAGUUCCGCGCAGUUUGGGUUUUAUUUUCAAAAUGGGGAGCAGUUUGACUUUCGUAUAGGUACAGUUAUAGCGAAUAUGGGUAAAUGACAGGGAAUAUUGUGAAUGAGUAGGUAAUUAGGACGUGUUGAACAAUUUUACAUUUUCUCAAAAUGUUAUUUGUUUUUCCACAAUGAAAAAAAAAAAUACCACUGUUCGUUGCCUCUGGUUUCCCACUGAAAGAUUUCUUCUGUUAAUGACUUAAUAUAAAAUGAAUAGUUACUCGAAAUCUAAUCAAAUCACGACGAUACUUGUUGAAAAGUUUCAUAUAUGAAAGAAACAAAAAAAAAUUAUGGAGAAAUUUCUCUGACAAUUUCCUGUACAUAAAUAUAACUAAAAAAAGAAGAAUUCUCUAUUUUAUUACAAAUUACAUUUCUUGCUGCAUAUAUUAGGCGUAUAGAAAUUAUUUUCUUGAAGGAAGAGAUAGAAAAAAAAAUUCGUAGAAACAAUGAAGAGAUUUAUAGCGAAAAGGAAUUAGCACAUAAAAGGAAUCUAAACCUGAUUUAAUGUCUGAGAAUCAGAAGAUAAACUCACGUGCCAUUGAACUAGAGGAAGAAAUUUUACUAUUUAUACAUAGAAAACACAAUAAAUAAUAAUAAAAAAAACGAGGUAUAUAAAUGAAGGGAGAAAAACGAUGGAUGAUUUGUUCACGUAAGAAACACUAACUUGAGUGCUUUUGGCUUUCACAUGCGAUAAAGAAGUGCGCUUUCCUUUACCUUGGACUUUUUUUAUUUUUCCCUAAUACCUCCUUGGAAAAAUAUCAAACUUGUUCUUCUCUAAAUUCAUUCUAUAAUAUCAAACCUUCAGCAAAUAUUCACUCUUUCUCCUCGCAUUAUAUACCCAAAUGUAUCGUAGAUGAGAAGUGAAGGGAGAAAUCCUCAUUGGAGGUCAAUUAAAUUGCAUCCGUUGAUGCGGAUGCAUAUAGUGAAGAAGGAGCCUCUUUAUAGAACGUAAAUUGAAAUUAACAAUGGCGUAUUAAAUUAUUUCCUAGAUGAAUUCUCUAGCUAGAUAGUUGAAAACUAAUGUAGGAGUAUAAUUGAAAAUAUUCUGGGCCUAAAUCAACAAUUUUCCUAAUGGGAAUUAAUUAUAUUAUUUCACGAAUGGAUGCGAUAAUGGCAUGAACCCAUGGUUUAUUGUUUCACUUAACCCACUCUAACUUACACUAUUGCCUAAAAGUCACAGUAUAUAAAUUGUUUUUACCAGACAUUCUUCUGCGAACAAUGAACUCUCAGCAAAUUCUAAAUAAACUACAGCAUAUUUUGCAAACCUUCUGAUAUAAUGAAUAUAAUUAACAAACUAGAAGAAUUUGACCAAGAGUCUUCAAGAAAGCUGACUUGAUAGAAUAGUGUUGAAGCAAUACCUUGAUAUAAUACUAUAUAGGCUUUAUAUACUAAAUUUGGAUGCGCGCUAGUUGCUUAUGAGAAGCCAUCAAUUACUGAUUUUAUUGCUUCAGAGUUUCCUGUGAAAGUGAUUUUAUAAUACUUCAGCUGAUACAUA
Phlebotomus argentipes is the source of this 2953-nucleotide messenger RNA. Its product is annotated as progestin and adipoQ receptor family member 4. Gene Ontology annotation, molecular function: signaling receptor activity. The transcript has 10 exons. The record is from RefSeq and is a predicted model, not a curated record. The coding region runs from base 315 to 1385 and encodes 356 amino acids. Lineage: Eukaryota; Metazoa; Arthropoda; Insecta; Diptera; Psychodidae. Gene Ontology annotation, cellular component: membrane.